Molecule: messenger RNA, 5022 nt
Organism: Pelmatolapia mariae (spotted tilapia)
Lineage: Eukaryota; Metazoa; Chordata; Actinopteri; Cichliformes; Cichlidae
Product: interferon-induced very large GTPase 1-like
Exons: 4
Coding region: 1-5022 (1673 amino acids)
Molecular function (GO): GTP binding
Source: RefSeq, a predicted model, not a curated record
AUGCAGUUGGGCAUUUGGUCGCUGCGGUUGGAAGGUUGGCCGCUGCGGUUGGACGGUUGGCCGCUGUUUUUGGACAGUCAGCCGUUGUGGUCGUGCGAUGAACUGCUGCCUUUGGUUGGCCACCCGCUGCUGCUGGGUGGUCAGCCACUGUGGCUGGGCAUUCAGCCGCUGCUUUUGGAAUUUCAGGCACUGGUUUUGGGCAGUCAGCCGCUGCUACUGGAAGGUCAUCUGCGGAUGCUGGAAGUUCAUUCGCUGGUGUUGGAUGGUACCUCCAACAUGACAAGGAGUGUAAGCGAGGAUAAGCAGUCAGUGACUCAAGUCAAAAAAGGACAAUGUACAGGAAACAUUGAACGACUUCUCAGCAGGCUUCGCCUUCAAGACAAAAAAACAAAGAUGUCACCAGCAGACUUACUUAAAAUAUGUCCUCCUGUGAAACAGAUCCAUGACACAUCUGAGAAAGAUCUAGCGCGUACAUUUCUUCAGAAGUUAUCAAUGCUGGACUAUCGAGCCAGAUAUAUUCCUGUAAGACAAGACAAUGCUGAUGUGAGCUAUUCACAAACUGUUACGAUUUCUGACAGUGAUGACUUAGAUGCUCUAUUUAGCACCAGUGUAGACUCCCAAUCAAAAGAGUGUCAUGUGCAUCCAAUGGAUGUUCAGAUGGCAGUAUUUCACUGCUCAGACAGUUUUCUGAAGCAGAACAUAAUUACAAAGCUAUCACAGUGUCAGUACGCCUUACCUUUGCUCGUCCCUGACCCAGUCACUAUGGAUAUUGAAUGUCCUCUGUGGACAUUCAGGCAGAUAACAAAAACAUGGAAGAAAACUAAAAUCAAGGGUGAUUCAAAUGCCAUCACCAUGAAGACAAUGCCCAUUUGCAAAGCUGAGACACCCAUGGUGUUUUUCUUCCGCCUGGGUUCACUUCCAGUGUCAAAAUCUCAGCUCAUGAACACUGUGAUCAAUGACCGUCACAGCACCUUCUUCCAUAGAAAUUGUCCAGGUAGCACCAAAUCUCGCCUGCUGAUGGAUGGUGUGGCAGAGAUUGCCUGGUACUGUCCAGCCGGAAAACCCAAUGACUCCUUUACUGACUGCAUUGCCUUUUGUAAUCUUCAUGGUGAUGCUCUGUCAUUUGAAAAACAGUGUGAGAUACUGACAGAAAAAUCAUCAGUUAAUGUUGUUCUUGUGAGAACUCUGGAAAAAGGCCAGAAAGGUACUACAGUCAUCUCAGACCUUUACAGGUCACCAAAGCCUCUCAUUAUUCUCGUUGCUGAUAAUGAUGGUAGUGCAGUUCAAGUCAAAGAUGGAAAAUACAAAGUGGGUCUGAAAGACAGAAGCCAGUCAGAUGUUUCUGAAGAACUGAAAGGAAUUAUCAGAAAGAUUUUAUAUGAACCUGAUAAUACAUCCUUCCAGCUUGAAUCCAUGGCCAAAGUCCCUGGAGUCAGAGUGGAUGAAGAUGAUGAAGUCUGUCAAAAAGGGAAGUCUGCUGCACUGAAAACAGUUAAUAUGCUUCAAGGGAUGGAAAUUUCAAAGAUCAAAGAUACAUUUCUACCUUGUCAAGGCGACCUGUGGCAUGAGUGGUGUAAAAUAAAUAAAGAGCUGUAUCACCUUAAAGGACACAUUGAGAAGGAAAAAAGUCAUAAGCAACAGCAACUGAUGCAAAUAAGACAAAAUCAAUGCAAAGCUUCAUGUAGUGAACUGAUGAAGUCAUUCACAGAAAGCCUCUUGUCUUUGCCAUCAAAACAGAAGGAGUAUUUCCUGAAAUGGACUCAGAUCUUAAUAGAUGCCCUAUCCACAGAUGAUCUCUCUUCAAUUCUCCAAAGCUAUGAUGAAAAGUGGACUGAAGUCUUGACUCUGAAAAAGAAACACGACAAAUCUGAUCUGUUAACAACCAAACAAACAGAGCUUGAACAAAUAUCCAAAACACUGCAGUCUGCAACGUUUGGCUUGGAGCACAUCUUCAGAGAAAUGGGACAGAUCUAUGAAGCCCAUAGAGCAGUACAAAUACAGAAUAAACUGACUGCCUGGUCUAAAUAUCCAAAGUUGGCUGCAGAUCUGAUGAUUUCAGGACACCCAGUGGAGCUGAUGGAUGGUGAUGCAGGUCAUGUGCCUCUAACAUGGAUCUCCAGUCUUAUAAAGGAACUGAUUAAAAAACUAGGUGACCAGAGAGUUUUUGUGUUGUCAGUUUUGGGCCUACAAAGCAGUGGAAAAUCAACAAUGCUGAAUGCCAUGUUUGGAUUACAGUUUGCAGUGAGUGCAGGCAGGUGCACCAAAGGUGCCUUCAUGCAGCUGGUCAAAGUGUCAGAGGAAAUCAAGAAAGACUUCCAGUUUGACUAUUUUCUAGUGGUGGACACUGAAGGACUACGGGCUCUUGAGCUGGCAGGAAAUGCUACUCUUCAUCACGACAAUGCACUAGCAACAUUUGUUGUUGGCCUAGGGAGCUUGACACUGAUCAACAUCUUUGGUGAGAAUCCAGCUGAGAUGCAGGAUGUCCUGCAGAUUGUUGUUCAGGCUUUCAUGAGGAUGAAGAAAGUUAAACUUUCUCCGAGUUGUGUGUUUGUUCACCAGAAUGUGACAGAUAUCGCAGCUGCUGAGAAAAACAUGGAUGGGAAAAGACGCCUGCAAGAAAAACUGGACCAGAUGGCUCAGCUAGCUGCUAAAGAGGAGCUGUGUGAUGCUGAGUGCUUCAGUGAUAUCAUUGACUUUGAUGUGCAAAAAGAUGUGAAAUACUUUGCCCAGUUAUGGGAGGGAAGUCCACCGAUGGCUCCUCCAAAUCCAGGCUACAGCGAGAGCAUCCAAGAGCUGAAGAACAUCAUCCUGUCUAAGGCUAAAUGCUCUGCUGGGAUCACUCUCUCACAUUUUAACAGAAAGAUACAAGACCUGUGGAAAGCCCUGAUGAAUGAACAAUUUGUCUUCAGUUUCAAAAACACAUUAGAAAUUGCAGUUUACAGAAAACUUGAGGUUGAGUAUGGAAACUGGACCUGGGCCCUGAGGAGCAACAUGCUGGCGAUUGAAAACCAGCUUCAUACCAGAAUUGAAAAUGGAGAACUUGACAAGGUUGAGCGUAGUGAUCUUUUCAAAGCGAUGAGUGAAAAAUAUAAAGAAGUAGAAAAAGAUAUGUCAAAGUACUUUGAGGAUGACAGAGACAAAGAAAUGUUGGUUCAGUGGAGAGGCCGAUUUGAAAACAAAAUAAAGGAGUUCCAAGAGGAACUGGUGAGAGGAGUGGAAAGAAAACUGGAUGAAGUUAUUCAGCAGAAGAAAGCUUGUAAAAAGCUGGAUGAUAAGAAGACCGAAUUUGAGAACAAGCUGCUGCAAAAGAGUAAAAAGCUUGCUCAUAAGUUAAAAGACAAAGCAAAAAAUGAAGAGGAACUUAAAAAACGUUUCAACUCAGUUUGGGAUUACUGGGUAAAAGAGUUAACUGCAGAUGCACAACCCAUUCAGGACAUCAAGCUGGAUGACGAUCAGGCAAAUAUCCUUAAUGACCUUGGUUUUGAAUGGAAUCUCAUAUUUGAAUGCAAAAAAAAUGGCAGAUACAAAAAAAUAUCUGAGGUUGGCAAUUAUUCUGAUUAUAUAGUCCUUGGCAAGCACCAAGAUACAACAGGAAAAGGGCUUGCCAGCCAAGUGGCUACAUUUUUUGAACAUGAAGACCAGGAAAUGAUAAGAUCCCUCAUAAACAGUGUUGAAAAACAGUCUCUUGAUGCCAUUAUGAGCAAGCCUGUAGCAACAAGAGGCUACAGUUCAACUUACUUACAAGAAGUGGCUAAAACAGUUCAGGACACAGUGACAGAGUUUGAAUCAAAUAAGAAAUGUGCUUUCAAGAAGGAGUUCAGAGUUGACCUGUUACUGUAUGUAUUUGACACUGCUUGCAGUUGGCUUUCACAGUCUCACAAAAAAUACAAAACGAGCAAUGAUGCACUCACUUACUUGGAAAGCAAAAAAACACAAUACUACAACAUUUUCAGCAGCUUUUGCAAAGGAAACUCAUCUGCUGUUGUGUUUGGAGAAAUGAUCUGUGAAAAACUGAAGGUUUCUAUUGUUGAAGCGGUCUGUAACAAAGUUGCCAUUGAUCUCGCUGGAGAGAUGAGGUGCACUUUCCCAGCAUUCAAUGGGAACAGACUGAACUUAGAGAAACAUUUGUUGAAGUCACUUGCAGAGAACGAGGACUUUGAUGCUUUCAUCACCUACAUUCGAAAUCCGAGGAAACAAGUAGAAGCUUUUAUCAAAGAGAAAGUAAACACAUACAUGCUUGGAGAGCAUAAAGAUAAAGCACUAAGUAUACUCAGGAAAAAUGUGGAGGACAUCAACAAACUUGUCAUUCAAGCUUUAUUUGACACAACAAAAAAAGUCAAAACCCAGAGAGGAGACACAGACAUGUGGGCAACGGAGUUUUCUAGUCUCCUCAGUGAUAAACUGACUCUUGAUGCCAUCUCUUGUCAAAACUUCAAGGACAUAAAAAAUUUUGACUUCCUUCAAGAAACGAUUGAGAAAGGCCUUGUGUCCAUCACAAAGAUGAUAAGCCAGCUUUCGCUGGAUAAGAUGAAGGAAUUCAGACUGAGACCUGAUCAAAUCCUCAUCGAUCAGCUGUGUAACUGCUGCUGGGAAACCUGCCCGUUCUGUGCAGCUGUUUGUACCAACACUAUUAAAGAUCACAGUCCUGAAGACCACAGUGUCCCCUUUCAUCGAUCUCAAGCAAUCAAUGGUUGGCACUACAGAAACACUGAGAUAUUGUGUGUUGAGUUUUGUACAACCCAAGUUGCAAGUGAAGGAAGUUUUUAUCCUUGCCACGACUCAAAUCAUACCAUUCCUUUUAAAAAAUACAGAACUGCUGGACCACCAUAUGAAAACUGGAGCAUUACCCCUGAUGAGUCUAAGCUCAAGUAUUGGACAUGGUUUGUGUGUCAGUUUCAGGAGAAACUCGAAAACCACUAUGGUUUAAAAUUCACACAGCAUGGUGAGAUUCCCAGUGAGUGGAAAAUGCACGAAAAAAAAGAGGCUAUUCAAAGUCUGGAUGAAAUGUACAGUACAAACUGA